UCAAUUGCUUAUUCCGCCAUUACAAUGUUUGAAAAUAUGGUAGGAAGAAUAGUAAUUAUACUAUCCGUUUGUACUAUUUCUUUAGUUGUCUCUGAAAUUUCAAUUUAUCGAGAUGUAACAAUAAGCCAAGGUGUGGUCCGAGGCUAUCGACAGCCAGAAGAAAAUAUUUUUACUUUUGAAGAUAUUCCAUACGCUACUGUGCCAACAGGAUAUGAAUUUUAUUCGGCACCUUUACCACCACCAACGUGGAAUGGAAUUUUUGAAGCAAUCGAUAAGAAAACAAUUUGCCAACAACCUCGUCGAGAAAAUACUAAAGAUUCUAAUAUACAAGUACAAUGUCUCAUAGUGAAUAUAUUUGUACCCCAUGGGGAAAUCAAAAACUUACCCGUUGUCGUUUUUGUACAUGGAGGAGCUUUUUUAUACGGGUUUGGUAAUUCAGGAACUCCGAAGAAUUUAGUCAGAAGUGGUAAGGUUAUAGCAGUGACGUUUAAUUAUCGACUUGGACCCCAUGGAUUUUUAUGCCUCGGUACAAAAGCAGCUCCAGGAAACGCUGGUUUAAAAGAUCAAAUUGCACUACUACGAUGGAUACAAAACAACAUUGAAAACUUUGGAGGAAAUCCAAGGGAUGUUACGAUUUCUGGAUGUAGUGCUGGUUCAGUAUCAGUCGAUGUUUUAGCUGUUUCUAAAUUGGCAGAAGGACUAUUUCAUAAGGUGAUUGCAGGAAGUGGUUCUAAUAUUAAUGCUUUUAGUGUGCAAACAGAUCCAUUAGAGAAUGCUCAACGAUUUGCUCAACAACUCGGUUUCCAUAACAUAAACGACUUAGAAGCUUUGGAAAAGUUUUAUUUAGAGACACCCUACGAAGUUUUGGCAAAUGGAACAGUCCUAUUAUAUUCAAGAACUGAUUCAGUCGUAUUAUUUUCACCUUGCGUCGAAAAAGAUGUUGGACAGGAAAUGAUCUUUGAUGAAAGUCCUGUGAAAGUACUGGAGAGUAAAAAUUAUACAAAACUACCUAUGCUCUAUGGAUUUUGUGAAAUGGAAGGACUUUUUAGAAUAAAUCGUUUUGAAGAAUGGAAAAAACAGAUGAAUGAAAACUUCCUGGAUUUUCUACCGCCCGACUUGGGUACAAGUUUAAAAAAAAGGAAAGCACUAGCCAAUGAUAUCAAAGAGUUCUAUUUUGGUAACAAGCCUGUAUCUGAUAGCAAUGUUUCGAAAUACAUAGAUUUCUUUACAGACGUAAUGUUUGGGUACGGAAUGCUUCGAUCUGCAAGACUUCAAUUAGAGGCUGGAAAUAAUCAAAUAUAUCUCUACGAGUAUUCAUUUAUACACGAGAAUGAUCCAUUUAUUCUUAAUACCACGAAUAAAGGCGCUACACAUUGUGCUCAGAACACUGCCGUUUUAGAUGACUCUAAUGAAAACACGUUAUCGAACGAAUUUAAGAAAAUGAAGGCGGUUAUGCGAGAGCUGUGGUUAAAUUUUAUUACAACUGGAGCUCCAGUUCCACAAGGAUCGAGUUACCCUGCCUGGCCACCGAUGUCUCUUGAGAGAUCUUUUAUGUCGUUGAAUAGUACUUUAGAGUAUCGAGAUGCUCUUAAUCCAGAGAGUGUAAAUUUCUGGGAUAAUAUUAUUAAGCAUCAUUACAUAUAUCCCAAACCACCGCAUCACUCAACUAGAUCUGGAUUUGAAUAAUCCAGGCCUCUGUAAUAAUCUUAUAAAUAGAAAUUGCAUGAAAUUUAUAUUUAAGUUUUUACGGAUUUUAAGGGACCGCUCUCUAGCUGGCUAUUACCGCAUUCAACAAGCAAACAUGCAUUCGAUAAGUGGGGAGAGUGGAGAGUGGUUAAAUACUUUAUAGUCCUAUUUUUUAAUUUUGUGUUUAGUAGGUACAUGCGAAUUAAAUACAUUAUUAUAUAUACGUUUUAAUAUGAAUUGUAAUUUUCAAGUUAGUGAGCAAGCGAGAAUUGACAAGUUUCAGCUAAAUAAACUUGAAAAUAUCAUACAAUAUUUGCUUAUGACAAGGUCAAGAAGUUGCGGUUGCUCGCUAGUUAUAUUAUGUAAUUAAUUUUUGCAAUGUUCCUAGUAAUAAAACAAUAUUAAAAUAUUUUAGUACUUAA
Pieris rapae (cabbage white) is the source of this 2108-nucleotide messenger RNA. RefSeq names its product juvenile hormone esterase. Lineage: Eukaryota; Metazoa; Arthropoda; Insecta; Lepidoptera; Pieridae. The coding region runs from base 25 to 1686 and encodes 553 amino acids. The transcript has 3 exons. The record is from RefSeq and is a predicted model, not a curated record.